UUGGUCGCAGGGACUGGACGAGCCGAAGGGGGCGCUGCGGGGCUGCCCUGCGAGGAGUGGUACGUCCCGUGGUCCCCCUCCUCCUCCCGGACGCAGUGGUAGAGCCGCAGAGGAGGGUAGCGAAGGGUCUGGUGCCGAAGCCCAGAGUAAAGUUGGCAGUUACUUAAGGAAUCAAAGAUGGCAUUCUACUUAGCACAAGAAGUUCAGCUUGCUAGAAGACAUGACAAGAUACUGUCUCAGAGAUUGAUAUUGCUACAGCAGAUGGAGAAUCAUCUAGGAGACAAAAAGACUGAAAAGACAUCACAAACACAAGCAGCUGAUGCAGCUUAUAAAAGAAAUGCAGCACUUUUAAAUGAUAUAGAAGCAGCAGAGAAGAGGCUGCAAGCAAGAGUACAUCUACAGCCACAUCCUGAUAUUGCUAAGCUUGAAACUCUCUAUUGGGCAUCAGUAGAAGAAUCUAUUCCUAAGUGGGAGCAGUUCCUUUUAGGAAGAGCACAAAUGCCUGUUGGUUUUAAGAAAAAGAAAUCUACAAAGUAUAACAUAAGUCACCCAGAAGGAGCUGCACAAAGAUAAAGAGAAAACAAAACAGACUACCAUUUGACUUCAGUGGGCAAAAUAAUCCCAUCCAGACAACAGUGUGUCAGGCCACUAAUUUUCAAUUUCAGUGUAUGUAUAUGAAAAUUAAUCAUGUUUGAUGGGUUUUUUCCAGUUGUAUCUGUGUGGAAGAGUUCAGCUAAACUAUAGUCUGCCAGCUCAAGGAGGCUCAGGAUAACAUUUCUCCUGGUGGGAGGAACAAUCCUUUUUUUAAAAUGACUUUAUAAGAUCAGAAAUUAAAGACAUUGGUAUAUGGAAGCCCACCAGUACAAUUGCCUCUUUAAGAUGACAAGAGUUUUAGGUUACAUAUAAUCCUUCUCUUUUGUAUUUUUAAGAAUGUUGUAUAUAAAUCUACCUUUUAUUUUCUUGAACCUCCUUGGCCACAGGAGGGAUUUACUCUGGGAAGAGCAGGCAAUUUACAUCAGGUUAUGGGGGAAGCUUUAGUUUAUGGCUGGGAUCCUUUAUAUAAGCGCAGUGGUAAAGGGCACAUAUUUAGUUUGUAUGUCCCCUGUUUUCCCUGAUCAUGUCAGUGACACUGAUUUUUUUUUGAGGGGUGGGGAAGAGGCUGUGUUGGUCUCAUCCAUAAGCAAUUGCAAUUUCUGUUCCAUUAACCACUGCUGCACCCUCUUUCCCUGGCUCACUUCCCAUAUUAGGUUCUGUGCCUGGUUUGCAAAAGCUGAUGCCAAUGUGAAUUUGGGUUGAAUCCAGCCAUGAAGUUCAUUUUACAGACAUUGAAGUAACAAACAUCAGUAUUAUAUUUUGGCCAUGUUUCCUUUGUAGUUUUAAGCCAUUGCUUUGUGUUGCUUUCAUUUUGUUAAUGUAAUCCGGAGACACAACUUAUGGAUAAGGCCAAGGGAGGUGGGGGCGAACCAGACAGGAAGCCAGCCCAGCUGAGCGCCCAAAGAUCACAGAUACUGGAAUAAGAAGGUGAAGAGCUUGCUUUCUAUCGCAGAUCAAGGACGGUUACUCAGCCUCUGGCUACAAGCAUGGAAGGCCAGCCAGUGUUUUUUUUGCACAUUGUUAAUUAUUUGUAUUCUCUAAGUGCCUAGGAGCCUUUGUCAUGGACCAGAACCCUACUGUGCUAGGUGCUGUACAAACAGAACAAAAAGACAGUCCCUGCCCCAGAUAGCUUACAGUCUGAGGCCAACCCCUUGGUAAAUUAGUGUGCCUGGGAGCCACCGUCCAUUGCUUUCUAGAGUUUGCAUAUAUUGAACACCUAAUUUAGAGAGAAAUCCUUUCAAGUAAAUGACUUAGAGGUCUUUGUGCUUUUUCACUCUUCCAUAGCAAGGAAGGAUGGUGGACUUUGGGGUGGAGGGGAGUGGAUUCUUCCAGAUUUGGGACUCAAGUCAAGAAGAUCAAUAGAAACCAAUUUCAAUGAAGGGUGGUUACUAUUUCCAUAGUGCAAGAAGAAUUCAUGUACAUGGUUAUAUGAAAUUGGGCUAUGCAAACCACUCCAGUCAGCUAUAGGCUAACCAAAUUAAUUACCAGGAACAAUUAGGAAUGAUGAGGCCUCACUCCCUUAUUUGCUGUUAGGGGGUUUGUCCUGUGUCUGUAUCUGGCGGUAACCUUGUCGCUAUAUCUGAUUUUUGUGUUAUGGAUGGAUGAUCUAACAGCACCUUUCUUAUACUCCCUGACCAACCUCUACACAAGUAUCACAGCUCUUUACACUGCUCCAUAAGGAAGGUUCAACUUCCGAAUUGUGCACCUAGAGCAUUAUGUGAAUUUAAUUAAUCAAAUAGGAUUUAAUUAUCCAGUGCUGACUAACUCUUAGUGAGGAAUUCAUUGACCCUCAGAAUAGGGAGCAGCCUCUCCAGCUGGAGACCACAGGAAGUCUGAACAGUUUGCAAGCACCUGCAGAAGCUAUUUUCCGCUAGAUCAGGCCCUUAGUUUGCUGAAGUUAAAUCACUCAAAGAUGCACCAAAAAAAAGAAAAAAUCCCCCCCAGCUGCACUUUAAAAUGAUUUUACAUGUUCAAAGUUUAUAUGAAACUUUUUCUAUUUAAGUGUCCAUUAAACUGAUACGUUUUUACAGAAACUGCCAUGUUAGAAAUAUCCUGUUGAGUGGGUGUUGGUGUUUGUAACAAUAACGUUGUUUUCAUAAUAUGUGAUGGCAGAUUAGCACGCUUCUCUGCAGUGUUGUUAACAGUUGUAAUUAAGGAAUAAAUAGUAAAGGGUGUCAGUCCGAUGACAAUUCCAUCUAUAGUGUCACAAUACAAAAUGUCACAAAAUAUUAGAACUGUUAUAUAACUACAAAAAUAUCAAAUUAGGCUUUCAUCUUUGAAGCAGAAAGCUUAAAAAAAACUAGCAUAGAGACUGUUGCAAUUUUAUUCCUACUCAUUGUUCUGUCACAAAGACAAAUUGGUAAUAUUUUGUUCUAUAAGCUUAUAAAGUGAUUCUCAGCCAUACUGUUGAUUUAACAGUAGUGUGCGCAGAUUUUUAGUUCUGGAGCUCUGAAAUUAUAAAUCCAGCCAGAUGCAGGAGUGAUAGAAAAGGAACAAUUUUUAUACUUCAAAGGGGAGCUUUUUGAAAGGCACAAAGGAAGUUGGGUUCCCAAAGAGGAAGGAUGAGUCAGUGGUUAGCUCACUAGCAAGAGACCUGGAUUCAAUUCCCUGCUCUGCCACAGACUUUCAGGGCAACAUCCACAAAGGCAUUUAGAUAACUAAUUGCAUGUGCCCAACUUGAAAAUUGAGAUCCUUAAAACUUGUGGUCAGCUGCUGCCCCACCCAGGAGGUGCCUAAAUUCCUUGGGCGCUGAAGUUCCAUUUGGUCCUCAGGCACAAAUCUACCUUAAGUCCUGAUGCCACCAAGCUGUUCAGCAAGCUCAUGCAUAAGAUCCAGCAGGAUUCACAAAGUAAGCCUUUCCCCUGCCUAUCUUGCCUACAAGGCCCAAGCUGAUAGGAAUUCCCAGAGUAUGUCUACUCAGCAACUAGACAUCCAUGUCUGGCCUGUGCCAGCCGACGUGGGUUUGUGGGGCUCAGGCAGCAGGGCUGUUCCACUGCUGGACUCAGGAUGGAGCCUGGACUCAAGACCAUGCAAAGUGGGAGGGUCUCCAGAGGCUACAUAGCAGUUAAACAGCCCUGCAGUCUGAACCCCAUGAGUCCAAGUCACCUGGCACCAGCUACCUGUAGGUUUUGCUGUGUACACGUACCCUCAGAGGCCCUCUUAGAAGCUCCCAAUGAAAAAGAAUGGAAUUUAAGUUCCUACCUCCCAUUUGUACUUUUGAACAUCUCUCCCUGAGAUUUGAAAAUAAUGAAGGAAUAUUCAACCACAGUGAAAUUUAUUUCUGUUUCAAUUAAUCUGAAAAUGACAACUAAACACAUGAUGAAAUUGUGAAAUGUUGAUUCAGGGAAAAUAUCACGUUCCCAGACUUAAGGUGUCUGACUUUGGUAGUGAACAGCUCCAGAUAUUUUAACAUCCAUUUCUUUUAGUUAAUUUCAAUCAAUUAAACCAUACUAGGUCUUUUGGAUUGUAAUUCAGUAAGGAUUUUAUAGUGUGCAGAAUGUUGAAGCUUAAAUUGAAAACAAUACUGAUGAUGCUAAACUUAUCCUCCCUUCAGAGACUUAGGAAAUUGAAAUUCCAUAUUGUUCAAAGUGUAUGGCCUUGGAAGCAGCAGAAGUACAGCUACUCUAGUGCAUAAGGAAAUAUAUCUAGCCAAUGUAGGAAAAUACAUAAGAACGGACAUACUGGGUCAGAUCAACGGUUCAUCUAAACCAGCAUCCUGUCCUCUGACAGUGACCAAUGGCA
Molecule: messenger RNA, 4335 nt
Organism: Gopherus evgoodei (Goodes thornscrub tortoise)
Lineage: Eukaryota; Metazoa; Chordata; Testudines; Testudinidae
Gene: CEP15
Product: chromosome 7 C3orf14 homolog
Exons: 5
Coding region: 178-573 (131 amino acids)
Source: RefSeq, a predicted model, not a curated record